CGGAUAUUGGAACUGAUCGGCGUUUAGUACAUCAAAGCCGAAUCAGAAUAUGACGGCAAUCUUUUCCAAAGUGUAUAUUUAGAAGGGGGGCAUUCUAAGUUAGCUUUAGGAGAUAAAAGUCCUUCUCUAAACAGUACAAAACAGCUUAGAAGUGUAGCUACCCUAGGCAUCUAAAAUCACUGAAAUGUCAGAAUUUAAUCUUCCGCUUUCUAACAAGGUUGCUAUCGUGACCGGAGCAUCCAGGGGUAUUGGGAAAGGAAUCGCAGUGGAGCUCGCGCGCCGAGGAGCAACAGUAGUUUUGACCUACGUGUCUAAAGGCAGCGAGGACCUCGUUGAGGAAAUUCGCCGAACUAUUGAAUCUUUUCCGCACAAGCCUCGCGUUCACGCUUGUCGAGUUGACCUUAGUACCCUUGAAGGCCCCCAAAUUCUUAUUAACGACCUUCUCGCAUGGAGCGAGCAAAAUCUCAGGGUCGACAUACUCGUUAAUAACGCCGGUGUGGAAAAUUCGAGCACCCUAGCUGAGCUGACCGUUGACGAUUAUAAUACCGUCUACAACUUGAACGUGCGCGGUCCAUUGCUCUUGACUCAGGCCGUUCUACCUCACCUGAAUAGCCAUGGACGUAUUAUCAACAUCGGUUCCGUCGCCUCGAGAGGUGGCUUCAAGAAAUUUUGCCUCUACGGUUCUUCGAAGGCGGCACUGGAGGGUUUGACUCGGACAUGGGCCCAAGAGCUAGGUGGCAAUGGAACAACGGUCAACUGUGUAAAUCCAGGACCCGUCCAGAGCGACAUGCUAGACAAUAUCCCAAAAGAUCUCGUGGAACUCCAGAAGACUCUGACGGCGGUCGAAAACAGGAUAGGAACAGUUUCUGAAGUUGCAAAUAUAGUUGCGAGUUUGGCUGGCAAGGACGGGGAUUGGAUUACAGGCCAAACGAUCAGCGCCUCUGGAGGCUAUGCCAUGUAUUAGACUUACCAGUUGGGCAUUCCGAAUUCCUCGCGAGGACAGUUUAGCUGCUCAAUAUAUUUUAUCUUUUAGGUAAUUCAUGAAAUUUACUAUCAUUUAAUCCGUGCUUUUUAUCUCGAGGCGCUCGGAAUACAUGAUUAUCUGAUCUUGCCAUUAAUGAGUCAAUGAUAUGGGUCUGGGAGGAAUUGAACUAUCUUCUCCAAACCAGACAGGGUUAUUUUCGAAGUCUUUAGGUUGACGGGCGCUUGAUAUGGACAGAACUUUUGAAGGGGACUUCCGUAGUUAUGGUAAGGUCUGACUGUACCGCUUUUUUAUUUAUUUAGCGUAUCAUAUUUGGAGAUGUGGACGUUAUUCUGUCAUCUAUAGUUCCGUC
This is a messenger RNA of Daldinia vernicosa, 1334 nucleotides long. Its product is annotated as NAD(P)-binding protein. NCBI's taxonomy places the organism in Eukaryota, Fungi, Ascomycota, Sordariomycetes, Xylariales, Hypoxylaceae. The transcript has 4 exons. The record is from RefSeq and is a predicted model, not a curated record. Bases 185 to 964 code for a protein of 259 amino acids. Gene Ontology annotation, molecular function: oxidoreductase activity.